Molecule: messenger RNA, 2822 nt
Organism: Amphimedon queenslandica
Lineage: Eukaryota; Metazoa; Porifera; Demospongiae; Haplosclerida; Niphatidae
Exons: 7
Coding region: 165-2675 (836 amino acids)
Molecular function (GO): protein binding
Source: RefSeq, a predicted model, not a curated record
CGGGAGCAGUCAUUUUAGCCAGUAAAUAUUUUUAGCUAGGAGAAAGGGGCCGCUUCAGUUAUUCCGACUGUUUGUUUGUUUAGCAUUGUUAUAGCUCGAGCAGCUCUGUAUCCAUCCAACUCCGUUUUUUGGGGUAGCUGAAGAAGAUUACCUCCAAGCAUAGUAUGAGUGAUUCAGAUGGUGAAUCUUAUGAAGUUAUUGAUGGAAGGUUAUCUCCCUCAGUAAGAGGACGUGGCAUUCAAAACAAAAGACACAUAAUGUCACGUGAUCAAAGGAAGUCUUCCUCUCGUUCCCCUGCCCCCCGGGUUGGCGAUAUUGAUUUCAGACCCCCUUAUCCGACCCCCAAGUCCCAGUCCCUUCGUUCCUCCAGCUCACUCUCAACCAGUGCCUCCUCACAGUUAACUUAUGAUCGGAUUACACUCUCUCCUGUUGUCCCUGACUACGAGACUACCUCAUCUUCUUGUUCCCCUCCUCCUCUUCCUCUUUCCUCCUCACUCUCUAAUGGACACGGCUCGCUUCCUGAUACUCCUCCUCCCCUACCUCCUUUAAACUCGAGUCAGAAGUGGAAGUAUAACAGGUCAAACAGUGAAUCUGCUGAUGUCAAUUUAAGUCAGACUCCUCCUCAUUCUCUCUUGCAAACUAGAAUGAAUGGACACACCUCCUCCUCCUCCUCCUUCUCCUCUACCAAACACAAUCGCUCAAACUCAAAUGAUUUCGAUUCAGUGAGCGCCACCAAUCCAACAUAUAGCCGUCCAACAUCUUCAAAAGCUCGUUCAUAUUCUGUUGACUCGCUGCCUGUUGGACGGGCUGUGCCCUCUGAGUCCUCCUCUGGGUAUGUGAGGGACUCUCCCGUAAUGCCUCUCGCUAGUCUCGCCACUAGUUACAAGAAGGACCUUCCAUUUCAGGUUGUUGUUACUAAAGGUUUUUACGGUGCGGACGAGCGUACGUCAAUAUCUGAUGGAGACAUGUUUAAUAUUCAUUUCUUCAAGCAGACCAAAGUUGUAAAGAUAUCGGACUCAAACAAGUACUCGUAUACCAUCCCACUCAACUCUUCCCUUGAGUUUGGUAUGAUAUACACGCUCCCUCCUGGCUUCAAGCAGUCCAAUCCAAAGUAUCAUUUUAAGACUGUCGGUGAAGUGCUUCAACUGAAGAACCUCCCUAAAGUGAUGCGUGCAACUGCCUCUUAUAAAGGAUCGGGCCCUGAGAGCUCAGUGGAACAGAAUGAUCUGCUGGUGCUGAAGGAGGUGAAGCAGAAACGUGGGUUGAAGACCACUCGAGUAUUAAAGUGUAUUCAUACUGGGAGCGGAGCUAAAAAGACCCUCUCUGAGGACUGUGCUGGGUGCUUUACUGUCCGCCCUCAGGACCUCCGUCUCUUUCUACCCGAGAUAGUCGAGCAUAUCGAUCUGCCCCAGUCGGCCAUUUUGUUUUAUGGAGGUGGUAACAGACUUGAUCUUCCGCCCCACCUCAUAUCAAGUGAAGUAAAGAUACUGACGAUGGAGAUAGAAGAGUCCAUUGUUGCUACUAGUAUACUUGAAGAGGACGAGGCCCAGUCUCUCAGACAUUAUGAAAACACUCCCUCCAUCCCACUGGUUGACAUACCCAUUGACCUCGACAUUGAAGUGGCCAUCAUUAAACUAGCUGACAUGGACACUGAUAACUUGUACUCUGAGACCCGCUCACUCCUCGAGAAAUACAACCCAAGCCAAGUCUCCUACCUCAACAUCAAGAGCAGCGUCACUGCUAGCGCUCAGACGACUCUCUUUAAAGCCGUUCGUCAGGAUCAGUUCCAGCAGAUUGGGAUUGAAAUCAUACGACCUGAGAAUGCUUUCAAGACAAGGUCUGACGUGUCUCUCAACCGGCUUUCAAACGGGUCGGACUCGUCAAGACGUCAGCUCUACACUCCGUCAGAGUGUGCUAAUGCUGAGGAAGUACAUAGUCGGCUUGAGCUACUGGAGUCCAAUUCAACAGGUUUAGAGAACAGGCUGAACAUGUUUGAGCUAAAGAUGCAGAGCGUGGAGAGGGAAAGGCCCGACCACGAGGGACUCAAGAAGGAACUCAUCGCAACAAAGUCUGAAGUCUCGAAAAUGAGACGAGACUAUGAUGACCUAAAGAAAACUAUAGGAGAUGUAAAGGAUCACGUGUCAAAGUUCACCUCCACUAUGGAGAAGCUUGCUCGUGUUGUUGAUAAUUUACAGAAAGAGUUCAGGAAGAGUCAAUUGGAGAAGGAGCUGGCAAAUAAGCCAGCUGGAUCUUACAUAACAAUGUUUCCAGCUAGUGAAAGCCCUACUCAUAAUGGCACUGGCAUGAAUGGCCCUAUACCUAAUGGCCCUGUAUCAACCAAUGGGACUGCUAGCAAUGGAAUGAAUGGUACCCAAUCGACUGAAGAGAUUGAAAGGAACAAUAAGCAGUUCUUAAUGCAAAUGGAUCCCGUUGAAGUUUGCCAGCUACUGGACUGUAUGAAGUUAGGUGUAUACAAGGAUAGUUUCACAAAGGAGCAGAUAACAGGCGAGAUACUCUCCGAUCUGAACGCCGAGGAUCUUCGCGAUGAACUAGGAGUGUCCUCUAAGAUACACAGAAUGAAACUAAUGAAAGUCAUAACAGGUCGACACUCGGCUUCAAGUGUCUUAAAUGGCGAAGAUCCUUACUAUGUUCACCUGGGACAGUCUAAUAAUUAAAAUAUAUUAUUUUGGAGUUGUUAUUAUAAAUAAAUUAUCAUUGUUUUGGUUGUGAACUCUUUAUUUUUGAUACACUAUAAUCAUAGAUUUUGGGAACUAAAUAUUUAUUAUGAUGCAUUGAUUUUCUAAUGCAUUGUGUUCUGUAAA